Triplophysa dalaica is the source of this 2770-nucleotide messenger RNA. Its product is annotated as protein mono-ADP-ribosyltransferase PARP12-like. The transcript has 12 exons. Gene Ontology annotation, molecular function: NAD+ poly-ADP-ribosyltransferase activity; metal ion binding. Bases 127 to 2334 code for a protein of 735 amino acids. The record is from RefSeq and is a predicted model, not a curated record. NCBI's taxonomy places the organism in Eukaryota, Metazoa, Chordata, Actinopteri, Cypriniformes, Nemacheilidae.
GCUGUAACUCCGCCCUCCAGUUUAACUUUCGUUUUCCUUUCCUGCUUCCUUACACUUCGCUUUUAUUUACUGCGGAACAUGAAGUCAAUUUGAACUCAUCGGAUCGAUUAUUCAUUGAGCGGCAGAAUGGCUGAAGCGUCGAUUAUUCAGCUCAUUUGUGAUAAUAAUGGAUCGAUGGAUCAAGACGAUCUGGUGUCAGUGUUCAUGUUUAGUGGUGACGUAAUGAAUCUGGUCGAAAGCAGGAAUGAAUCGUUUGCUGUUGUUAAUAUAAACGGACGGAAGAAAGUGAUCGUAAUAACUAAACUUCGUCUGUGUAGAGCGCAGAACUGCAGCGGCUGCGCAAAACUGCACCUAUGCAAACAUUAUCUGUUCGGCUUUUGCCCCUUCAACAGAGGACGGCGAGUAUGUCGGUUCAGUCAUGAUCUGAAUUCGGGUCAGAAUUUAGCUCUUUUGCACUCUCAUGAUCUUCAUAUACUGGACAGAAAGCAGCUUUGUGUUCUUCUGCUACAGAAUGACAACAGCCUCUUACCGCCGGUGUGUUUUAACUAUAAUAACGGCACAGGAGAGUUUGGACGAUGUGAGGAUGGUGAGAAUUGUAGGAGGCUUCACAUCUGUCAGAAAUACCUGCGAGGAGCCUGUGAAUGUCACCGCUCUCAUGAUUUCUAUGAACCAAACCCUCUGAAGAUCCUUCAGGACAGAAAUGUGCCCACCGAGCUCAUGGCCAUCAUGAAGGAUCUUUACACAAAUAUUGAAGCCCUGAGGCAACUUUCCAAAACCAAACAGCCUUCAGGAACGAACACUGGUGGUCAGAGGACUUGGGAAGGCCCCAAAACACAGUUUCGUAGACCCUCAAAUCCACAAAAUGUUAAUAAAGGACAAAAGAGUCAGACAGAGAAAACUGAGAUCUGCAUGUAUUACAUCAAAGGACAUUGCAUACAUGGAGACUUGUGUAGAAAAGAACAUUCCAGUGUUCCAUAUCAAUGGCAAGUGACUGACGGAUGUGAGUGGAAAACUCUUCCUGACAAUGAGGCUGUGGAGAGGGAUUACUGUAAUCCAUCAAAAUCAAACAGCUCUGGAGUCCAGGUGGUUAAUUUUGACACAAUGACUCGAGGUCCUCAGCCCGUUCGGCGUCUGUCAACAGUGCCGUCUGUCGUUCAGCCCACCUUCAUUCUGACCACAGAGUGGAUCUGGCACUGGGAGAAUGAGUUUGGAAACUGGAUCCAGUAUGGAACAGCGGACGGGGGUCAGAGGUCCUCGUCCAUCAGCAGCGAUGAGAUCGAACAGAAAUAUCAGGCCGACAGCAGUGGAGUGAUGGAGUUUUCAGCCGGAUCACAAACAUAUGAACUGAACUUCACAGAUAUGAUCCAGACGAACAGACAUUAUGGAACAAAGAAGCUUGUCAGACGUCGUCCCAAAUUUGUUUCAGCAGCCGAUGUGCACACCAUCAAGACAACUAAACGUGCACCGAACAACUUCAAGAGUCUUCCAGAACACUGGGAUAAAUCUCUGACUCCUGACACGGGAUAUAAGAAAGUGUCGCUGUCAAGCUCAUCGAGUGAAUACAACAGAAUUCAGCAACUCUUCAACACCACCAUGAGAGGAUUCAACAUUCAUCGCAUCGAGAGGAUUCAGAACAAAGCAUUGUGGGAAGUGUUUCAGUGGCAGAAGGAUCAAAUGAAGAAGAACAAUGGAGGCAGAAAUGUGGAGGAGAAGCAGCUGUUUCACGGCACAGACACCAAACAUUUAGAAGCCAUCUGUCUGAAUAACUUUGACUGGAGGAUCUGUGGAACACACGGCACGGCUUAUGGCAAAGGCAGUUAUUUUGCCAGGGAUGCUCAGUACUCUCACAGCUACACCAAAGAUUCAGGAACCAUGUUUGUUUGUCGGGUUCUGGUGGGCGACUACACCAAAGGAGAAUCCGGCUACCUCCGGCCCCCCUCUAAAGAUGGAGGAGAUACGCUGUUCUACCACAGCUGUGUGAAUGACGUCUACAAUCCCACCAUAUUUGUUGUGUUUGAAAAGCAUCAGAUCUACCCCGAGUAUCUGAUCGAGUACAGCGAGUCCAGUCUGCCAACCCUAGCAGCAGUUACGAGACCAGCGACAGUGAGAAGCAGAGUCCCUGUGUCUGCAUACAGCAAUAUUCAUCAGCCCAGUGUCAGGACAAUUACUGCUCCAGCAUAUAGCACACCCGCAUAUACCACAACUUCAUAUGCCACUCCGGCAUAUACCACGCCCAGACCUGCCACGACCACAUACACCCCUCCCUCAUAUACCCCAUCCUCAAACACAUCCUCCAAGUCUUCAUCCUCCAAGUCAGAUUGCAUUAUCUCUUGAAUCAACAUGAUGUCUGGGCCCAGUUGCAUAAGUUUGCCACUGAGUUAAGACAGCAAUUAGUUACUUUUCUUAUUUCAAUUAGCCCAAUCUACCUUUUUAAAUGAGAUGACUAGCUUCCAAGACUAGUCUAAGCAGUUUAUGGUAACACUUCAGCUGGUAAUAUUGGGAAAUGAUUUUCUCAAUCAAAGAAUGAAGUGUUGUUUUCAUGAUUGAGGGGUUUGGGGAGCAGCUCACAAAAACCUUAAUGACAGUUAAGUUCUGAAAUGUUUUAUAAAUAUUAAAUGAAUGUCUUAUGAAAUCAAUUCAUGAAGAAUGAUGUUAGAGAUUUCUCAGGUUCAUAGAAAUGCACACACUUAUUUGUGAUUUUUACUGAGAUGAUUGAGAUAAUCUGAACAUUUCACACAUACAAUAAAGUUUUCCUGUAGACAAUUUGAAA